AGCUUACAGAUAAUUUCAGUGCAGCGUUCAAUUGAUAACUUAUAAUUGAACAUCAAUAACCUUUGUAAACAAGUAAACAAAAGAGAAAAACCUUACUUGAAAUUGUCAUUUGAAGGGAGAUAAUGAAGCUUCUCAAAAAUUCUGUGGGUAAACUCCCAUAAUUGAUUCACAAGAGCAGGGUCUUGGCUACGAUAGCAAGUUGAUUUUUGAGCGAUGGCUCGAUAAAAGCUUCCAUUCAACUUUUGUUCAGAAAUGAUGGGAUUCGUGGCGGCGUACAACGUGGUAUAUGAUCCCCAAACCGGAUCUAAGACAGCACGAUUGAUAGGAUACAUUCUUAAUAUCUUCUGCAUCAAUCCCGGAACGUUCGCAAAAAGAUUCCAUAUUUUUCUAAGCGAUUGGCAAGAGCCUGUGAAUGAAGAAUAUUGGCAUAUUUUGAUUGUCCAUAACGCGUCUGUUCUCCUCCGAAAACGUAAGGAAGAUUAAUGUCCGGGAAGUAAAUUCCACUAUAUGGUGCGAACAUGUAGGCAAUACUGGAAACGUUCACGAUACGCACAUCACCAGGUCUUGAGUACUCUGCAGCACGGCGCAAUGCUGGAAUAAGAAGGUAUGUAAAUAAGUAAGGUGAUAGAUAAUUUGUUUGAAUUUGUCUUUCAUAACCAUCCUUUGUCAACUGAUACUUGCCAAACAUGAUACCAGCGUUGUUGAUUAAAAUAUCCAGCCUGGUUUCCUUUGCCAAGAAUACUUCUGCAGCUCGAUAGACGCUUUCAAAAUCGAGUAAAUCCAUAUGUAAAUAGACGACGUAUGCGUCUUUCCAUUCUUCACGUAUAUUCUUAAUCGCCGUAACGUAUUUUUCUUCACUGCGACCUGCCAAAUAAACCUUAGCGCCUUUCUUUGCCAAUUCUAAAGCAGUAACGUAGCCAAUUCCACCAGAAGACCCUGUUACGACAGCAACUUUGCCGUGUAAAUUAGGAAUGUCUUUAAACGACCAUUCAGGCACGUUUGCUCCAGUGAUUUUUGCCAAAAGAUCAAUUAUACCUUCAAACAUAAUUGCUGAAGAGGGAGGGAAAGGAGAAAGCUGAAGGGUACACAGCCUUCUUAAGUACCUUUCUGUGAUAAUAUACGUAGCAGUACUAUAAUAAUUUCUAUAAUCUUUUUCUUCUAAUGGGCUAAACUAAAUAGAAGUUUAUAGGAAAAAGAAACCCGAUGAACUAAUUGAAACUGCCUUCUGAAGACAACUACGGGGUUGGUGUCUCUUUUAAGGGUAAGCUGCCUAUGAACAUUUGGGAUAUGAUCGGAACCUUUUCAUAUGCUCAUUAGAUGUGGGAGACAGUAUAUAAACUUUUAAAACGUAGUUUUCCCUUCUUUGUACAUGGUCGAAACUGUACGGUAACUCUGGUCAGGUCGUCGUUUUCAUAUAUUGCACUACUUCCACUCAUAAAUCACUAAUAAUCAUUGAAAUAUAUUGCUAAAGAACAAGAAGACGCUCUUUUGCAAAAAUUCGAUGUUACAGGAAGCCGUGGUUUGUUUACAUUCAAUUCCUGCCUUGUUUGGUCGGAGAACAAUGUUACUCAACUUCAUUCCACUGUUCGACUCGACUCUUAAGACCUGGAGAACCCAACUUGCUUGGUUUAUUCUAUUUGAAACAUAAUUCUUAUAUGUCUUUCUUUUAUUAAAACUCUUAAUGAAAGCGUUCCUUUUUAGUAGGGUAUCUUGCGUGAACUGAACAAAUGGAUAUAGACGAAUUUAACGAACGGAUCCUGAAUCAAAUUUCAGAAAAGGCAUGGAAAAACAGACUAACAGCAUAUGAAGAAUUAUUAGCUGUAUUUUCAAGGGCUUCUGAUGAGAAUGACCCGUGCUUUCAGCCUUGGAUCCAAGACCCUGGUUUAUGGAAGCGUGGACUCUGCGAUAGUAACGUUUCUACUCAGGAAUGCGCAUUAAAAGUCCUUUGCGCAUUUUUUGAAAAAUCCCGAAGAAAGGGUAUCUCUAGUUCAAAGCUAGUUGUUAUUCCUUCGUUGCUUGAAAAAUGUCUCCCUUCGCCAAGACCGUCCAUCAAAGAUCUUACUCAUCAGGCACUUUUACUUUUAACUGGCGCUGGCGCUAUGGAUGCAGUUAUAGAUGGCCUUUUGAGUAGUUGUAAAGUGAAACACCCAAAACAAGCUAUCGCUUCCAUUAAGGAACUCUGCCUAUUUAUUGAAAAAUUCGGUAUACCUACCAUCCCUUCUUCUCAUUUAUAUAAACUUCUUCCUGGUUUGUUUGCUCAAUCAGAUAAAAAUGUACGUCAAGAAGCUUCUAAGCUUGCCGUCCAGGUUUACCGUUGGGUGGGUGAUUCACUUAAAGUAAACUUGUUUCCUCACCUGAAACCCGUACAAAUAUCCGAUCUCGAGUCACUCUUUCGUUUAGCUCCUCCCUUAGUUUUAAACCCUCCCGCGGCGACCAGCAAUCGUUCAUCCAUAUCUGCUGCUACAAAAUCUCCUAGUCCAAUGGAUCAAAAAGCAUCUUCCCAUCCUCCUAUUCCAAAGCUGGGUAGUGCCCCUGGGAAUUCCCGUGCGGUAAAACCGACCUUAAACAUCCCUCAACCGUCUCGAUCUUCUUGUUCUCCCACAAAGCCGUCAUCAUUUGAUGCUCCCAUUGACGUUCUUUCUAAAAUAACUCCAGAAUUUUAUAAUGCCUUGUCCUCGCCCAAAUGGAAGGACCGCAAAGAAGCUCUAGAUAGCCUUUUGGAAGUAUGUAAAUAUCCAUGCUACCAAGAAGGGGAUUACGACGAAUUAUUUCGAAUCGUUGCUAAAUCAUUAAGGGAUGCAAAUGUGGUUGUCGUUGGAACCGGUGCGCAAUUGUUGAUUGCUGUCUCAAAUGCACUGAAGAAAAACGAAACUCCUUACAUACCCAUCGUAUUUCUUCCAUUAUUUGAAAGAUUCAAAGAGAGAAAACCCUCAUUAGUAAACGUUCUGUUUGACGCAGCAAACGCAAUAUUUGAAGCGUGUGGCUUCAACGAACUCGCUGACCAAGCGCUAGAUUUUUUGGGACAUAAAAACCCCCAAGUAAAGACAGAAACAUUGCAUUGGUUUACUCAUUGUCUACAACGUACAGAGUCGUGUCCUCCAAGAGUUUCUCUGGAAAUGUUGUGCAACAGAUGUUUGGUUCUAGUUAAUGAUACCUUUGAACCUGUUCGGACAGCGACCACGGAGGUAUUGGCCACUCUCAUGCAAAUGUUUGGACAAGCAAUCCUAUCCAAGUACAUCGUCGGACUUGACCCAAAAAGAUUGCAGAAGGUAAUUGAACUUUCAGAAAACAUUCAGGUACUUGCACAUCCCAAUCAACCUCCAAAACCAAAACUUCCUCGGGUAGCCUCGCCUUUGAAACCGUCACCUGUGAAACCAAUAUUAUCUCCCAAAUUUACGUCCUCGCCUCUGGCUCCCAUACAGGCAAAUGCACCUGAAGAAUCUCCGUCUCGUAGGUCUUCCCCGGUGAAGUCAUUAUCUUCUAGUCUUCGUUCCCAAGCCAUGAACCAUAGAAUAAGCAAUUCUUCAUUAAAACCAGCUCCCAGACCAGCGUUAAUUGGUUCAAUGAAGCAGACAAACGAAGUUUCGACCCCGACGUUGACAAAAAAGGUAGAAACAAAUCGCUUGUCAACAAAGACCCAUCCAAGUCUCCUGACGAAAUCCACAAUAAAAGAGCACGUUUCCCCCACAAGUAAGCAAGGUGGAGUAAGUACGUCGAAUUUAGUAACCAUUACAUUAUCAGAAAAAAUUGAGUUGGAUCUUUUGAGGGAAGAGAAAGCCAUCCGGCAAGUUCAACAAACAGAGGAUGCGCUGGAAAGAGAACGCCUAUUUAGAGAAAUUAAUGAUCUUCAGAUCACAAACGCCGAAUUACGCGAACAUCUUGAUAAUUAUCAAGGAAUGGUUAAUCAAAAAGAUUCAAAGCUCGCGUCUUUGCAAGAGGAAGUGAACCGGUUGAGCAAUCGAUUACAGGAGGUCUUGUUAGAAUUAGAACACCGGCAAGACAUUGCAGAUGAGAAUUCUAUGGACAUUGAUUCGAAAGAAAUGGAAAGUGCAAUUAAAAGAGAAGAUGAGACAAAUUUACCCAAUGGUAGAAAAAGUUAUAUCGGGGUACCCGACGAACCUUCACGAACUACUCGACGAUCGACACUACUUCCAGUACGACAGUCUCUUACAGGAUCAAUGCUACAAAAGCCAACGGCAUUUUCACGACCAUCGCUUUUUCCGACUAGCAAUAAGCCCUCGACUGCUUUCUCUUCACAUUCCCCUUCAAAAAGUAUGUCAUCUUGGUCUGAGGGAACAGAUAUCUCAACGCAUUUAUUGGAACAAAUCCAAAGAAUGAAGCGAAGCUAACUUGAAGAGAAAAUGUGGAUUAUUUAAUCUAGGCAUUGGAGAACGGUUUGCUUUUAGUAUGGGAUCUAUUGUUUUCUCUUUUUUAUCUAUUUUAUUUCUGUUCCUUUUUAUUUGUUUUUAUUUGUUUUAUCUUUGAUUUUCAGUUAAAGGUUUGGUUUUGUUUAAAUUCCUCUUUUUCCUUCUUUUAUUUUUUUGCGGGCGUUCUUCUCGCUACUACGUUCCUUUCCCCGGUGGAAAGGUGAGAAGCUUUGCUUUUUCAUAUUUGAACAAUUAUAGAAACAUACAUCAUGUUGGAUAUCUGAUGACUACAUAAUUUAGUCUGGUGGAACAUAUAUACUUUACCGAAUCCCCAUUUCAAUAUGUAAUAAAAGAGAAGGAUUGGUGUCAUACCGUCUACAGCCAUACUAAGAAAUAAUUAGAAUGGUAUAAACAAACAAACAAAAAAGAGAGUAAUAAGUGUUCUUUUUUGGAAGAAAAGAAAAGCAUAUUCUUCUUUGUUUGCGAAUCAAAUUUGAAAAGAGUGAUCAGAAACGUUUCAUUAAGCCCAAUGUUGGUUUUGGGCUUUAGGUUCCUUGAUGCUUUUGGUAUGAUUUUUAACUCGAUUUUUCUAUCUCUUAUAUCUUUCUCUUUCUUUCAAAAUACAUAUGACUAAAAAUAGCUCUAUAUAUACCUUACUUUAACUGCCAGGCUUCCAUUUUUCUUACGAUUAAUUUUCUAUUGCUAUAUUUAGAACAAGGCUCUUUUAUUUGUCAAAUCCUCUCUAUAAUUAUAUAUUAUAAGUCUGGUAUAUGUAUGAUUUAGGGAAACAUACUCGGAAGUUUAUAUAUGCGUAAACCGCGUAUGACGUUUCUUGACCUCAUGUAAUGGACGAAGUUCAGAUGAACGAGUGGUAAGCUUUGCUGCACUUUGGAACAGUAUCGAUGAUAUCAUUUUCCCUUCAACCAGAAGUUAUAUAAACGCACGACCUCAAACAGCUGAGACUUUCCAACAAACGUUGAAAAUACCAAAGUCGUUUAACGAAAAAGUUAUUUUG
Molecule: messenger RNA, 5382 nt
Organism: Schizosaccharomyces octosporus yFS286
Lineage: Eukaryota; Fungi; Ascomycota; Schizosaccharomycetes; Schizosaccharomycetales; Schizosaccharomycetaceae
Product: microtubule-associated protein Dis1
Exons: 3
Coding region: 1728-4349 (873 amino acids)
Biological process (GO): establishment or maintenance of microtubule cytoskeleton polarity; mitotic spindle organization; microtubule polymerization
Cellular component (GO): spindle pole; spindle pole body; centrosome
Molecular function (GO): microtubule plus-end binding; microtubule plus end polymerase activity
Source: RefSeq, a predicted model, not a curated record